Molecule: messenger RNA, 613 nt
Organism: Photinus pyralis (common eastern firefly)
Lineage: Eukaryota; Metazoa; Arthropoda; Insecta; Coleoptera; Lampyridae
Exons: 4
Coding region: 134-613 (159 amino acids)
Source: RefSeq, a predicted model, not a curated record
GACGCUUUGACGACACUUUCAUUCGACCAAGGUUGAUUUCCCAACAUCAAGUCCAAAACCUAAUUAGAGUAAAACAAAAACGGUUUUGAUAACCUUGCGAAUCUGCGAUAUCGGACUAUCAAAUUUGUAUUUCAUGUACGUACAAGACCAAUAUGAAAUACUUACGGAGUGGUGUACCAUGAAUGAGUACAAUCCAGCUUUGGCAGAAGCAUCCAUUCGGUGUUUUAAGUACAACCGGACCUAUACCGCCCUGAACUUGACUCUAAGCUUAACGCGAACCAUCAACGUUUUGACGGGAAAAGUAUAUUCAAAAAUACUUCUGAGCAACACCUAUCGCGAGUUCCCUCUGUCAUUUGGUCGCAACCUGUGCGACAUGAUGAAGAACAACGAAUUCGGUUUUGGGAACAUCUUUUCAUGCGGAAAUUUUACAACUUGCCCAUUAAAAACCGGAUCGUACAGAAUGUGUAAUUGGGGACCGGACUACACUAAAUACCCCCCAAAUUUGGUAAAAGGUCGAUUUCAAAUGGAUUUGGUAUUUUUCGGUGACGGCGCUUUUAUAAUGAACGCAUCUUGGUUUUUUAAACUGACCUACAAGAAUCCUGCGCUGAAUUAA